This is a messenger RNA of Zerene cesonia (dogface butterfly), 1754 nucleotides long. RefSeq names its product zinc finger protein 177-like. The transcript has 2 exons. The record is from RefSeq and is a predicted model, not a curated record. Gene Ontology annotation, biological process: regulation of transcription by RNA polymerase II. Lineage: Eukaryota; Metazoa; Arthropoda; Insecta; Lepidoptera; Pieridae. Bases 112 to 1584 code for a protein of 490 amino acids. Gene Ontology annotation, molecular function: DNA-binding transcription factor activity, RNA polymerase II-specific; RNA polymerase II transcription regulatory region sequence-specific DNA binding. Gene Ontology annotation, cellular component: nucleus.
UACGUGAGAUGUCUGUCUUUGAUAAAUUAGCAUUUUUGAAUUGAUUGUAAUAAAAAUUACUUUUAAAAUUAACAAGAAGAGCAUUUAAAAGAAGCGCUCGUUAUUUAUAAAAUGGUGUCUUGGGCGAACGUUAUCUACAAUAUUAUAAAUGGCAAACAAGAAUUAUGCUCAUUGUGUUUCGAGAUCGUUGAUAAUAGCCAAAUUAAUUUACAAGACGAAAUAAUAUUAAAUAAUAAAGACACAGAAAUUGCUAUGAAAUUGUAUGAUAUAUUAUCCGUGGUUCUAAAUGGAGAGACCUGCAAUAGAAUGUCGUUAAAAAGCGCAAUCUGCAAGAGUUGUGCGAGAUUAGCUGUUAAUAGUUACAAGUUUAUAAUGAUGUCAAAAGAAAAUUGCCUGACCUACAACAAUAUUUUAGAUAGCUUAACAAAUUGCUUGAAUAGCUUAGAUUCCAAUGUGGAUGCAAAUACAUUAUAUGUUACACUGGAUACAAAAUGUUUUACAACUGAACAGUAUUAUGACAAAAAGCAAGCAAAUUCUGCAACAUCUGCCUUAAAAAUAUUUGAAUCUAUGAUUGAAAAUCCAGCGCAUGUUAAAUCAGAACUUGUGCCAGAAGAAUUUGAUUAUGAUGUGAAGGUGAAAAGAAAAAGGACUCGUUCUUCAAUUAAAAUUUGUACCAAAGAUAUGUUGUACGAUGAAAAUGACAAAUUGAACAUGAAAUGUAAAAUGUGUUUGAAGAGUUAUCCAUCGUUGUCUAAUUUAAGGAAUCAUUAUAUAAGAGUUCAUGCACCUAAGAAUCAUGAAUGUUCGAUUUGCAAGAGAAGUUUUGGUUCUCUGUCCAUUUUGGAGGCUCAUAAGAGUGAGAGUCAUGUCACACUAAUGUGUUCUGAAUGCGGCAAAACAUUCAAUAACCGGCACACCUUGAAAAUGCAUGAAAUCGGUCACACAUUGAAAAUUGUCUGUAAAGACUGUGGAAGAGUCUACAAAAGUCAAACGACAUACAAAAAGCACUUAGUUUUAAACAUAUGUAGUCAGAAAACUAGAGCCUCGCCGUCAGAUGCUAAGUUCACUUGCGAUUACUGCAAUAAGAGGUACACACAGAAGGUGUCCCUACGUGUACAUAUUCAAUAUGAACAUGGAAAUUAUAAGGCUCAUGAAUGCAAGUGGUGUAAAAAGAAAUUUUGGGCUCCGAGUAGAUUAAAAGCACAUAUCGUAAAACAUACUCAAGAAAAAAAGUUCCCAUGUUCCAUUUGUGGCGGUAAAUUUGUUACGAAAGAGUCUUUAUUGUAUCACACUCGGAUACAUACUGGAGAAAAGCCGUAUAAGUGUGAUUUCUGUGAUCAGACCUUCAUAUCGGCAUCAAGAAAAGUAGAUCAUAUUAAGCGUCACCAUACAAAUGCUAUAUUUCAAUGCAGUUUGUGUAAAAUUAAAUAUACAACUAAAGUAUGUUUGGAAAAACAUAUGAAAACGCACAUUAAAGAUGAAAUUGCUAGACCGGAACAGAAGUCUUCGGAACUAUUAUUUAAAUUGCCAAUAGAUGAUGAUUUGUAUCUUGGUUCUGAGGAGGAAUCGUAUUAUGUUUCUUAGUUUCUGAAGAAUUUCGCUUUUCAAUAAAAUUUGUUUUGAUUAUUAUAUAAUUUAAAAUUUUCCUACACAUGAGUGAAAAAUUUAUUGACUAGUUUCAUUUGUAUUAGAUUAAUCUAGUUAUCUUAAGCAUUCUAUAAGUCUGCCUUCAAUAGCAAUAAAUCGCUUGAGUU